GUAGACCAAAGAUUAUGUGUGUAGCAAAAUGCUAGGGGACAAUCUGUAGCUUCCCCGAACCCAUGAUCCCAGCUUGCUAAAUAGCUUUUCUCGUCUAUCAAUGUCACUAUACUUUAUUUAUACUCCUGCUUUCUACUCUGACCCUACUCUUGGCAACCAACCAUCAAUAUCAAUUGUUUCUUAUCCUGGAAAAAUCUUCUUGCCCUAUCGUUUUGCUCGUCAUCACGAAAUGCAAUGUCCAGUACUCAUACGUGCCAUUUAUGCACAUAAUCUAUAACCUGGUCACGACACCGAACAAACAAACGGACAGGCGGAAUAGUGCGCGAUAUUUCAAUUUCAAGAUUGCAUCGAAUUGGAUAAGAUUCAAUAUAGAGUAAUGGUAGAAGGCCACCUGCAUGAUAAGGGUGUAUAUGCACGCAAGCACGCCGUGUUGGAACUGGGAAGCUGAGUUACCGUUAGCAUCAGGAUGAUUGAGUGAGAGUAGGUAGCAGGAGGAGAAAAAAGCUUUUCCUCACGGGAUAUCGUGUAAGCGAUUAUUCUGUGACAAUGAAGAGUGUGAGGGAGGAUAGACAAGGCCGAAAGGAUGUAUUCAUUUUCACCCAAUUGCAACCUCAAUAUAUCUUCGGUGCAAUAUCCGGAGCUAUGUAUAUGUAUGUAUUGACGGGCAUUAUUUCAAUAGGCAUGCCUUGUGGGUUUCAAACUAUUGAGCACUUAAUACGGGGGUACAUGGGCAUGAUAUGGCAUGAGCAUGGUACUUUCGGGGAAUGAGAGAGGGUGCCGUUUCCUCGGGAAAAAAAUGGAAAGGGCGAGACAAGAGAGACGAGUAGACGAAUGAUACAUCGUUACAUGUGAGCGGCAGUACGGCCCGCAUGGAUGCAAACAAUCAGUGCGUUCAUUUCAGCCAAUCGCAUCAUGGAUAAUUCCAUAUCGACAUCUGGUUGGGUUAUCUCAAAGUUGAAACUCUAGAACCCUUAAUUCAAAUUCUUCGUAUUCCCAUGUCGGUUGUUGCGCUUUGCCUAGCAAUUGUUGGUUAAUGCUGCUGCUCGUGUUAGACGGUUGUUGGAUGCGUCGUGCUCUGAUAGUUGCUGGUUUCCUUGCCACGCCUACUUACUUUAAACUACCCCCGAUGGAGUACGGAGACUUCUAAAUGAAGAGACUCCAUUGGUGAUGUUGAAAAAGGGUAGUAACUCUCCAAGACUGUCAUGUUAAACAUCUAUCUUGUUAUAACCAUACAUAAGGUCUCGAUUCAGACAACGAAUGAUCGAGA
Botrytis cinerea B05.10 is the source of this 1267-nucleotide messenger RNA. RefSeq lists its product as hypothetical. The record is from RefSeq and is a predicted model, not a curated record. The coding region runs from base 547 to 768 and encodes 73 amino acids. The transcript has 2 exons. Lineage: Eukaryota; Fungi; Ascomycota; Leotiomycetes; Helotiales; Sclerotiniaceae.